AUGACUAUCAGCUCACAGCAGUGUUCCAGCUCCUCCCCAGUCGACUUGCUGACCAAUCUUCACGAUGCAACCAUAAACCCCCAGCCUUCCGUACAGACUUCCGCCGUCAGGGACGGUUGGAACCCUACCAACCCCGACACAAAAUACCGCUCGAAUCAACCCGUACCCUUGACACAACGCCCGUCGCCCGGACUUUACAGCAUCCAACGCCAAGCCACGGCUCGUGCGAGCUGCUCUCACCACGCCUUCGCCUUCACCUUUAUCCCAACGGGCCCUACGCCUACAGCUUAUCACAAGGCGUUAGACCCUGCGCUCGCCGCGCCCACGACCAGCCCGCCCGAUCACGAGGCGUUAGGCCCUGCGCCCCCUGCGGCUCGUUCCCCGACAAACGCAACCAGUCCAGCCAGCAGUUCCAAUCAAUUCAUGAACCAUCGACACCAACAGCCCCGCUUACAACCAGCCCGCAUCACUCAGUUGGGCCCCAACAACCUCCUGCACCUCUUGCUCGCCCGGUACUGA
This is a messenger RNA of Puccinia triticina, 519 nucleotides long. RefSeq lists its product as uncharacterized. Lineage: Eukaryota; Fungi; Basidiomycota; Pucciniomycetes; Pucciniales; Pucciniaceae. The record is from RefSeq and is a predicted model, not a curated record. The transcript has 3 exons. Bases 1 to 519 code for a protein of 172 amino acids.